Neoarius graeffei (lesser salmon catfish) is the source of this 1386-nucleotide messenger RNA. RefSeq names its product RNA polymerase III subunit GL a (gene polr3gla). Gene Ontology annotation, biological process: transcription by RNA polymerase III. Bases 244 to 888 code for a protein of 214 amino acids. The record is from RefSeq and is a predicted model, not a curated record. The transcript is spliced from 8 exons. Gene Ontology annotation, cellular component: RNA polymerase III complex. Lineage: Eukaryota; Metazoa; Chordata; Actinopteri; Siluriformes; Ariidae.
UGUAAGGGGCUGUGCUGCACGUGGUUACUGAGAGACUUCGCUUUACUGUUUAUCAACAGAGAACACAAACCUGCCGAGGGAUUGCAUAAUAUCUGGUGGGGUUUUACAUGUUUUUAUUUAUUUAAUCAGAGAAUGCAGAGUUAGCUAAAGUGUUAGCUGAGCAGGCUGAUUAACGGCUGUGCACUGAGGAGAGUAAAGGGAAGGAGCUGAGCUGAGCUGAGCUGAGCUGCGAUCAGAGUCGUCAUGUCAGGAAGAGGCCGAGGCCGGAGUCUCUUCACCUUUAACGUGGACAGUCUGGGAUUUGGCAGAGGAGAGGCUUUACCCAGCAGUGCUCAGGCACCUUCACCGCUCUACCCUCCCAUGCAGUUCAGGCCGGUUCCUCUGCAAACAGGAGAGGAGGUGGAGUACAUGUUAGCGCUGAAACAGGAACUCCGAGCCUCCAGCAAGAACCUACCCUUCCACAUCCAACCAUCUGCACCUAAAAAAGACGUGGCUCGUUACUCUGAUAAAUACCAGACUGCAGAGCCCAAGCACAGUGAAUGGACUCCAGACUGGAGUCGACUCCCUAAAGAGCUUUGCAUCAAAGUUCAGAAGUCGCGCAAAACCAAGACCAAACCGGCAAUGAAGAGCAAAACUAAAGCUGCUGCUACCAAAGAACUCUUACAAAAGCUGGAGAACCUGGAAAAGAAAGAGGAGGAGAACCAGUCUGAGGGGGAGGACGAGGAGAAGAAGAAGAAGACCGGAGAGGAAGAAGAAGAGCCUGACGAUGCAGAGGAGUACGAGGAAGAGGAGUUUGAAGAGGAGACAGACUACAUCAUGUCCUACUUUGACAACGGCGAGGGUUUUGGAGGAGACAGUGACGACAAUAUGGAUGAAGCCACCUACUGAAAAACACUUUAGACAAUGUUUUAUUUAUUUCUCAUGUGCUGGAGAAUUUCUUUUAGUCAAGAGAUAGUAUGUAUGGCAUCUGGAAAGGGUUACUUCAUUCCUGUGUUGUUCCUAACACACCCUCGUCGAUUUCCCAGGUAGUGCUCUCUCGCAGAAUAAGGAGAGGAGUGUGUAGUGUGGGAAUGGAUUAUUCAGUCGAAACACAGAACGCAGCCAAAAACCUCAUCUUUCCCGAGCAUCCUGCUGUCUAGUUAGCAUGCUAAUUCUUGUUACCUCGAUAUAAAACGAUGGAACUAAUUCUUGUUCCAUCUGAGUUGAGUACACAUGGCAUAAAACCCAGUUUGAACUCAUAUACAAUAUAUUUUAAAUAUUGGGUAUUUUAUUGCUGCUGUUUACAUUUAUUAGCAGCUUUGUUUAUUAUUUAUGGUGUUUUUAAAAGGACAUGCCAGAACGCAAUGCAUUUUAGGACUUUUUUUGUCAUGAUGUCAUUGAUUGUAU